Amyelois transitella is the source of this 921-nucleotide messenger RNA. Its product is annotated as elongation of very long chain fatty acids protein AAEL008004. Bases 112 to 915 code for a protein of 267 amino acids. Gene Ontology annotation, biological process: very long-chain fatty acid biosynthetic process; fatty acid elongation, monounsaturated fatty acid; sphingolipid biosynthetic process. The transcript has 7 exons. The record is from RefSeq and is a predicted model, not a curated record. Gene Ontology annotation, cellular component: endoplasmic reticulum membrane. Gene Ontology annotation, molecular function: fatty acid elongase activity. Lineage: Eukaryota; Metazoa; Arthropoda; Insecta; Lepidoptera; Pyralidae.
AUUCAGUUUAUUCAUUCAGUCACUCACGUUGCUUGCGGUGUGGUGUCGGGGACGUCUCAAUCUAGUGGUGCAACGUAAAAGAGGAACACGUUUGUCUGAGACAGGGAGAUAAUGGGAACCUUAGUUAAUAACAUAACACAAUAUUACUAUUAUGUUAAUGAAGAACUUGCAGACCCUCGGACGAACCAGUUCCCGCUGGUGUCGAGUCCGCUCCCCGUGAUGCUGAUCAUGUACGUCUACCACCGCUUCGUGCGCUCGUGGGGCCCCGCCUUCAUGGCCAACAGGCCGCCGUACAAACUGAAGAAGCUGAUUAUAUGUUAUAAUGUAUUACAGAUUUUCUUGUCAGGAUAUUUAAGUCUACAGUGCCUGACCCGGCUAUACUUGUCGGGCUACUACAGCCUGUGGUGUCAGAAGAUCAUCUACGACGACACGCCGCUGGAGAGGAUGGUAGUCCACCGGGUUUGGCUCUACUACAUGAUCAAACUCGUCGAUUUAUUAGACACGGUGUUCUUUGUUCUGCGCAAGAAGUUCUCCCAGGUGUCGUUCCUGCAUGUGUACCACCACCUGGGCAUGUGUCUGCUCGGGUUCAUAGGCACCAAAUAUGUUCCAGGCGGUCACGGCAUAAUGCUGGGCUUCAUCAACUCUAUGGUGCACGCCGUCAUGUAUACCUACUACCUGAUCUCCAUCGUGAGACCGCAGUGGGUACGUCAGUGGUGGAAGAAAUAUAUCACGCAGUUGCAGAUUUUGCAGUUUUUGAUCCUAAUCCUGCACUUCGGCCAUGUGUUGUUCGAGCCCUCGUGCGAGUACCCAAAGUGGAUAUCUUUCAUGUUCCUGCCGCAUAAUAUCUUCAUUCUAUUCUUAUUUUCCGAUUUUUACAUCAAAGAGUAUAUUCUUAAGAAAAAUAAAAAGAAUUAAAUAGGU